This is a messenger RNA of Cetraspora pellucida, 1410 nucleotides long. Lineage: Eukaryota; Fungi; Glomeromycota; Glomeromycetes; Diversisporales; Gigasporaceae. The record is from the annotation of a GenBank genome assembly.
AUGUCUUCGGCAACUUUACAAAAUAAUAUCCAUGAUUAUAUAAUUAAACGUGACUCAUCACAUAGUUAUACCAUGUCCAUAAAGAAUUCAACUUCUUCAAACACUUUGAUAAAUUGUAAAUUAAAUUGUUUAUCCAAUCCAUCUUCACAAAAAGAGGUUAACGGUUCAUUAAUUUGGUGGCCUCCAACCUCUCAACUUGACUCACCUUUAAUAGUAUAUAUCAAAUGUGAUGGAAAUUAUACACAAAACAUUAUUUCUGCCCAAGGAAGGAAUACUACUGUUGCCAUAAUAUUAAAUUAUGACGGUAAACCUUGUCAAUUUACCUCAAAUGACAUUAUAAUCCCUUUAUUUAACGAAGUAAACAAUGACUGUCAUUCUAAUAAAACCAAUUCAAAUAUGUCCUUAUCUGAUCUCGAGGCAACUAUAAAGAUUGAUAAUCCUACACCAACAAAUAUAACUAAUACCUCUGAUAUGUCCCAAGGUUAUCAAACUGCUAUGAUCGUAUUAUAUACUGUAGCUGGUGUUGUUUUGGGUUUAUUUUUUAUGGUGGUCUUAGUAAACGUCAUAAGGAAUAGACUUAGGCUUCCUAUUGAUGGUCAAGAUCAAGAUGAUAAUAAUCAAAAACAUGGCAUAACUAAAGCCGUGUUGGAAAGUUUUCCUGUUUAUUUAUUUCCUUUACAAAAAAAUACUGAUUCUAAAAACUCUGAAAACACUAAAAAAGAAAAUUGUGUUGAUUCAAAUUUGGAUUCGGAAAUAUCUAAACCUGUUCCUAACAAAGCUAAUGUAAAUAGAAACAGAAGAUUGUCUCCAAUAGUUGAAAAUCAUGAUGAUGAUAAUAUCAUCACUAUCCCUGACGUUAUUAUAAAUCAUGAUUUCUCUUUUGCCCCUGAAAUUUCUUCUCCCAUAACCGAUAAUCAAUUGACUUGUCCGAUUUGUUUGGGUGAAUUUGAAUCUGGUGAAGAAUUGAGAAUCUUACCAUGUCAUCAUCAAUAUCAUACUAUGUGCAUCGAUCCAUGGCUUCUUGAUAUUUCUUCGUUGUGUCCUAUGUGCAAAGCUGAUUAUACUUCUUGGAAGAGUAGUUCUAUAACAACUAUACAUGAAAUUGCUUCCAACUCAUCAACUUCAUUAGGUUCUAUUGGUGUUCUAAGCGAAAUAAUAGAUUCUGAUGUUACUACUACUCAAACUGAAGGGGAGCCUUCAACUCCAACUUUUCCUCAUUUCAGAUGGGCGAAAUAUCUAAAAGCUAUUCGUCGUGUUCGACGUGUUCCACGUAAUAGACAAUCACAAUCAAGACUUUCUGUUGGUGACAUAUUAUCUUCAACUCAGUCUGAUCAUAGUACUAGUCGUAGUAAUUUACCGACCGAUGACAGUGAAGAAUCUAGAGUAAGGCGUUGGACAUUUUCAGGUUAA